Messenger RNA from Morchella sextelata, 3744 nucleotides. RefSeq lists its product as uncharacterized. The record is from RefSeq and is a predicted model, not a curated record. The coding region runs from base 1 to 3744 and encodes 1247 amino acids. Lineage: Eukaryota; Fungi; Ascomycota; Pezizomycetes; Pezizales; Morchellaceae. Gene Ontology annotation, molecular function: protein binding. The transcript is spliced from 10 exons.
AUGGCGAAACCGACGGGAAUGCAUAACCUCGUUGUAUCACCACUGAGCAAAACCUCACUCUGGAUGAAGGCAUUCCAAGAGUUGUGUGAGGAUGAAAAAGCAGCGCUUCCUUCUGCUGGAAAUGAUAGUCCCGAAGCACUCCUGAAAGACAUAAAAAGCCAUGCGGCUGGUCUACGUGCGAAAGAUGGAUGGAAAGUCAAAUUUAAGGGGACUGAAAUAGUGGUUAGAGAUCUAGUAGAUAAGCUACUGACAUGGGUUGAUAAAUUCAAAACUAUUGGAGAUAUUGCGAUUCAGUAUGAUCCAGUCCAUGCUGCCCUACCAUGGGCUGGUAUACGGUUUUUGUUAAUGGUUUCUCUUAGCAACAUGGAAGCUAUGGGAGUGAUCAUGAUUGGCAUCGAAAGGGUAGCAAGAUUAGCGGUUCGAAGUGCUGUCUAUGAGGCGCUGUAUCUUGGUUCAGCAUCAACUGUUUCCACUCCCCUCCGUACGGCAUUGACGAGUGGUCUUCUGGAGCUCUACAUUGCUGUAUUGAAAUUUCUUUCUUGCGCAAAAACGUAUUGUGUUCAAUCCACUACUACUCGCGUUCUUCGUUUCGUUUUAGACUUGGGGGGGGUAAAAUCUUUCUUUGAGGCCAUCGGGGAGAAAGAGGUUCUUCUUGAAAUGGAAUUGAAAAUAGCAGAAAGAGAAAGUCAAAGUAACCACAGGGCUAUACUUAAAGAGAAGAGCGAGAAAGUAGAGGAAUUCCUAAGAGAAAUUGAUACAGCUGUUGUGUUGUUGUACGACGAAUUUCUGGCCUAUAUCCACGCUGAAAAACGACAUGACAUACUGAAGUGGCUUUCAAGUAUCGAGUUUAUAAAGCAUCACGAAACCGCGCGAGAAGACCUCCUGGAAAAUACGGGCCAUUGGCUGCUCAAGGAGGAGCAAUUUCGUGAAUGGCGAUCGUCCAGAACCUCUGAUAUCCUCUGGUUGCACGGAAUUCCUGGUGCGGGGAAAACAAAACUUACGUGUAUGGUGAUCGAAUUUUUAAAAUCUCUACCCCAGAGCGACGGACCUGUAGUAUAUUUUUACUGCAAGCGGGACGACCCCCAGCGCCGGAAUCCAGAGAUCAUUAUGCAGGCUAUCCUGAAACAACUUUCACUUGCAUUUCAAAGUAUACCAAAUCUGGCGAUACACGAAUAUGAUCAAAGAGAGAGAGAGGGGCAAGCAGCAGGGUCUUUGGCGUUCAAUGAAUGCAAAAGUUUGAUUGCUUCACUGCUUAACAUGUACUCACAUACGACAAUCGUAAUCGAUGCCCUAGAUGAGAGCGACCCGUAUGAGCGUUGGCGAUUACUCGGGUUGUUUGAGAACAUGAUCGAUUCCACAAAGAGCCCAAUCAAAAUAUUUGUGUCCAGUAGGGACGAUAUGGAUAUUAAGCUGAGACUGGAAAGCGUACCCAACCAUUACAUCGACGCAAAAGACAACACUGGAGACAUCAACCGUUUCGUCCUUCGAGAAGUCAAGAACGCUAUAAAUAAUAAACGAUUACUUUAUGGCAUGGUUCCGGACAAAUUGAGAGAGCAAAUUAUACAAGUCAUUUCAGAAAGAUCUAACGGGAUGUUUCUAUGGGCUGAUCUUCAGAUCAAGAAUCUUUACCGACUGAAGUCACCGGAGGAAAUAGAGGCGAAUUUGGGGAAAUUACCCAAGACCUUGGAAGUGACAUAUUCUCGAAUGUGGCAAGAUAUUCUUACCGAACUGGCAACGAACACUCAACGGGAAAUCACGGAGAAAGCAUUGAUGUGGCUCAUGUGCCCAUUGGAACCGCCCGAACCAAAACUCUGGGCCGAAUUCACUUACUGGCCUGCAGCGGUCCCCCAGAAAGGUGUUGAUGCCCUAUUUGACCUUUGCCGGAACCUUGUAAAACGGGAUAAACGGGUCGAUCGUGUAAUAUUCGCACAUUUAUCAGUCCAGGAAUACUUCGAAAGCUAUAUUACGACUGUGAAAGCGAAUUCUAUGGCUGCCAAGUGUUGUCUUUCACUGUUGACCCACCGCGACGGCUUACCACCCGCGGGGCAACCAUCGCUGUGCGUCCCAUAUUCGAUCAAUUACUGGGCACAGCAUGUCAAUCUUGCUUAUAAUGGUGAGCAUGAGAUGGCCAAUGACCUGCGAGAAUUGCUGUUGCGUUUCUUAGGGACACCAGCUGAACCAAGCCAAUCUUACUCAAAUUGGUUCACUGCUGCUUUCUCCCCAUAUAAGUACAAUGACACAGCCAUCGACCGCUUCAAAAUUGUAAACCACUUAAAGUCUGAACCGCUAAAUCCGUUUUUUGCAAUGUCAUAUUUUCGUUUUGGGGAAGCCCUUUUGCCUCAAUGGGAAUCUAGCAUACAUAGCGUUGAUAUCAAUAUCAGAAACGGUCAAGGGGAAACACUGUUAUUGGUUGCAGUCCGAUCAGGGAACGAACGAGUUAUGGACUUUUUAUUGGAGAAAGAGGCAGAUGUUAAUAUGGCAUCCGAUAUGGAUUACCCACUAAAAGUAGCGAUUGAGAACGGACAUAGCGGGGCAGCAAUCAAGCUACUUUCCAAGGGGGCCAUUGUUACUAGUAUGACCUACGACUACCGUCGUCCCCGGAAUGUGUUGGAGGAAGCAGCACAUCUAGGAUCCAGUGUUGUGAUAGAGGAAAUGAUGUCUAUAGACACUAGACUUGAGAUCACUGAAGGGGUUCUAGUAGAGGCCACGAAUAAUUCAAAGAGGGGGCGAGAGGUUAUAGGGCUUCUAUUAUCACGUAACCCCGAUAUUGUGAUCACCGAGGCGGUUUUGGUAGCGGCGGCGCAUCAUGAUUGCGGUGAUGGGGUUAUAGAGCUUCUAUUAUCACGUAACCCCGAUAUUGUGAUCACCGAGGCGGUUAUGGUAGCGGCGAUUAGUAAUGAAUUCCGGAGGACGAAAGUUAUAGAGCUUCUGUUGUCACGUAACCCCGAUAUCGUGAUCACCGAGGCGGUUAUGGUAGCGGCAACCCAUCAUAAGUGGGGCGAUCGCGAUGCAUAUGGGGUUACAAUUAUAAAGCUUCUAACAUCACAUAACCCCGAUAUCAUGAUCACCGAGGCGGCUAUAAUAGCGGCGAUGAGCAAUGAACACUGGGGGAAGGAACUUAUAGCUAUUAUUCUAUCACAUAACCCCGAUAUCGUGAUCACCGAGGCGGCUAUGGUAGCGGCGGCCCGUCAUAAGUGGGGCGGUGGGGUUAGAAUUUUCAAGUUUCUAACACCACAUAACCCCGAUAUCAUGAUCACCGAGGCGGUUAUAAUAGCGGCGAUGAGUAAUGAAUACUGGGGGAAGGAACUUAUAGAUAUUCUUCUAUCACAUAACCCCGAUAUCGUGAUCACCGAGGCGGCGAUAGCAGCGGCAGCGCAUCAUGAUUGUGGCGAUGGGGUUAUAGAGCUUCUAUUAUCACGUAACCCCGAUAUCGUGAUCACCGAGGCGGUUAUAAUAGCGGCGAUUAGUAACGACUACCGGGGGAAGGAAGUUAUAGUUAUUCUUCUAUCACAUAGCCACGAUAUUGUGAUCACCGAGGCGGCGAUGGUAGCGGCGGCGCGCAAUCCCUAUGGCAAUGAGGCUGUGGAAUUACUCCUACCAAGAUGUUCUGAGACCGCGAUCACCGACACAGUGAUCGUCGCGGCGGCGAGCAAUUCAUUGAAAGGAUUCGAGAUAAUCAGAUUGAUACUAAUGGCAAACCCCGAAGUUGAGAUCACCGAUGCCUUUCUCGUCGCGGCGGAGUAG